GAGCGAUUGCAUUCGAAAUUUGCUUUUUGACUGCUAUUUAAAAGCGGUUUGAGGCUUAUUUUUUUAAAAUUAAACUCACCCCUUGACCAUUGCAUUCCAACCGUCUCUUGUGAUUUUUAGCAUACUCUCGCCACCUCCCAUGGCCUCUGGCACCUACCUUGAUAUUUUCUCACCUCCUUCAUCGUGAGCUCUUCUUAGGGCAGUCCUAUCACCGCUAAGUUCUUCUUCUUGAAGACGACGAUUUUUUGACUCCUCCAGUCAUCUUCGGUGUUACGUGAUGGUUAUAUGUCUAUUUCAUGUUUAGGAUCUCUUUAAAUCAUCCAAUAUGUACUUUUAGAUUUCUUAGAUUUUUCUUUAUUUUUUUUAGUAUUUAUACAUAUCUAAAUUAGACCCCUAUUUGACUUUACGUUUUUACCCCUAUUUUGCCGCAAUAGCCCGAAAUAGCCUUAGCAAUGCCUUACCGCUACGCGAUGCUAUCCGCUAUUGAUAACCUUGAUUGUAUUUCAUUUGCUUGGUCUAGCACCAUCUUCUUUACUUGUUACUAGCAAGGCUCAGAAAAAAAGCUUCCUUAAUGGCGUGCUUUCGAUGCUGUGGAGCAGAAGCCAUUCAACAAGCUACUGAUAGAGGAAGGCCCUUUACUAGACACCAUUCAAUAGGCAAUUAUGGCGGUUAUCGUGCCUCAGAUUCUGCUCCCAAUGGAAUUCAAUCUGUCAAAGUGCAUCCAAUUGCAGUUCCUGCCAUUCCUGUUGAAGAGUUGAGUGAAAUAACAGAUAAGUUCGGUACCAAUUCUCUGAUUGGAGAGGGAUUAUAUGGUUCAGUGUAUUAUGGGGUUCUAAAAACUGGAAAAUCAACAGCUAUUAAAAAAUUAGAACCUAAUAAGCAACCGGACAAAGAAUUUUGGGCACAGGUCUGGAAACUCGUUUCCUGAGAGAUUGGAUCACUACUGACUUGAUGUAAUUGAUUCCUGAUAUUAGUUGUUACAGUUUUCCAUUGUGUCCAGGCUGAAACAUGAAAAUGUUGUUGAGCUACUUGGUUACUGUAUUGAUGGGGGUCUCCAUGUCCUUCAUAUGAGUUCACAACUAAGGGAUCUCUUUGUGACACUUUACAUGGUAAGGCAGUAUCAAACUUAUAUCAGUUCUCAUUAUGAUAUAAUAAUAGGUGGUAUUUUGUUCGAGUCAAAAAUGUCCUAUGUUAGACUCUGAAAUUACCUCAAGAUGUUGAUGUUUUAUAUUCAGUUAUUCACUUAAAAACUUAUUAAAAGAAUGUAAAUAAAGCAUCUCUAUGUCUAAAGUUACAUGCUUAGUUAAUUAUCCAAUUACAUAUGUUGGUUAGUGUGUCAGAUUUAAGGUGCUUUGAUUAUGUAUCCUUCUCAAUGUCUAGGGGAGGUUUGUACUUUAUCUUUCUAUGAAAAUGUUCGCUGUUAACCUCAUUAAAGAAACCCUAUAAUUCACAAAGUUAAACGUACUUUAUGCCUAUCGCCGGGAUGAGCAGCCAUACCUUGUUGGAUAGCUGUAUGGCGUGCAGACAGAUGGUCUCUUUUUGGACAAAAUACAUGGUCAAGGCACUCAAGGGUAAAUCCAGAAAGCAUUUUACAGGCUUAUAAAUUGAAAGAGUUAUAUACAUUUUGAAUGAGAAACAUGUUCUUGCUGUGAUAAUUUCAUUUAUAGUAUAAAUCUUGUAACUGUCUAUGUUGGGCGCAGAGUCACGCCCUCACGCCGCGGAAGCGAUAUAAUCCGAGAGAAAACCCUGGCUUUUGUUUUCACAAAAUCUCAAGCCAACCUUUAUGUUCCUGUUUCGCGAAGGAAACAAGAACAAAAGUGAAAUAUCUCAACAAAGUGAGAUAUACACCCUUCCUCUCAUCAGUUCUAAGACUGAAUUGUCAAGGGAACCUAUAAGCAAUAGCUAACACCCAGAAAAUAGUAAAGACACGAGAUUU
Molecule: messenger RNA, 1936 nt
Organism: Asparagus officinalis (garden asparagus)
Lineage: Eukaryota; Viridiplantae; Streptophyta; Magnoliopsida; Asparagales; Asparagaceae
Product: pto-interacting protein 1-like
Exons: 2
Coding region: 572-928 (118 amino acids)
Molecular function (GO): ATP binding
Source: RefSeq, a predicted model, not a curated record